CAGUUGGGUUAGAUAGCUGCAACUGGAAAACUACCAAGCGUGAGAACGCGUCGAGCGAAGGCAUCGGCCGUCCGCACAGCCAAAGCAUUCCGCCCUCUGUUCGCUGCGACCGGAUCCAACCAGGAAUGGAGCUACCUGCAGCCGGGGAGCACGUCUUCGCGGUGGAGGGGAUCGAAAAGAAACGCAUUCGGAAGGGCAAGAUAGAGUACCUGGUCAAGUGGCGAGGAUGGUCUCCCAAGUUCAACACGUGGGAGCCGGAGGAAAACAUCCUUGACCCGCGUCUUCUCGUCGCGUUUCAAAACAGAGAGCGCCAGGAGCAGCUGAUGGGAUAUCGUAAACGGGGGCCGAAACCCAAACAUCUUUUAGUCCAGGUGCCCUCCUUUGCACGUAGAUCCAGCCUCCCCACGGGUUUUGAGGAGACGUCCCCGGAUGCAGAGAGCUGCCUCAGGACAGACGCCAUGCAGGUACAGCGCGCCCAACCUCAGCAGUACCAGCUAAACAGCAAGAAGCACCAUCAGUACCAACCCAGCAGCCAGGAGGUUCCUGCCGACCAGCUCGCCAGUGGAAAAAAGAAGUUCAUCUACCAGCUCAACAGCAAGAAGCACCAUCACUAUGAGCCGGACCCCAGCCUUCAGGCCUCCAGGCUCAAGGAGGUCAUCAAAGUGCAAGACCCAGCUAAAAAGCCAACCAAUCCUGGGUGGAAUUUACCUCUGGCUCUGCAACAGAAAUGGGUCCGUGACAAAGACACCGGGUGCUUGAGCAAAGUUAAAGAACUGGCAGUAGAAGUAAGGAAACCGGCAACGAGUGUCAAGGAGGCAGAGAGUGAACACGCCCUAAAGCCCAACCCUAAAGACGCAAACCUCCCGAGCGCCAUCAGUAGCAAAAUGAAGAUAAUCAAGAACAAAAACAAAAACGGACGUAUUGUUAUUGUCAUGAGCAAGUACAUGGACAGUAACAAGGUGCAUGGGUCGAAGGCUAAACACGGAGAGUCGUCACAGGGAGAGAAACCCGAGCACCCCAAACCGUCAGAGAACGAGUCUCUCAAAACCAAAACAGUCGAGCAGCUGCGCGCGGAAAACAGUGUACCCAAAGACAUCUGUAUCGGCAGCUCCCCCCCCGCCGCAGAACAUCCCAAAAAGUGUUCUCCGAAGGAUGGACACUUCUCCAAACCCUCGCCAAGUACCGCAGAGGAAUACAACACAGAGGUGGCCCGCGGCCAAGCUGAUCUGCCAGAUGACCUACCCUUACAGCUAACAACUAGCCCAUCCCCGACUUCGUGGGCCAUAGACACGAAUAUCCUAACCCCUACGGUCACUGACCAGAUCCGGAUCCCCUCCUUCCCCAAUGACCGCAAACGUAAGCUUUCCGAGCCUGUGGAUGACAGGAAGGUUUCUAAGACUUUGUUGACCUCAAGAAGCCUCAGCGUCCCGUGCAGUGCGGUUACUCCACCGCAGGACAAGCCAAUGGACCUUCACUGUAGUGUCCGACGUCACAGCAGUACAUACCCAUAUGAUGGUACAGACUCUAACAGCCAAGAGGAGCCUAUGGAUCUUAGCUGUCCAAAGAUCAAGAAGAAGGCCGCGCCAGAAGUACAACCAGAUCCAGUACCCGAGCCUGAAAGUCCAGCUCCUGUGACCGAUGAGACAGAGAAACCCACAGAGAGGCCUAAGGAAGAGCCUGCUCAAAAUGUUUCUCCCUUUUUCGGAAAUAUCGUAAUCACAGAUAUUACGGCCAACAGUCUCACCGUCACAUUCAAGGAAUACGUGUCUUUCUAACCGACUGCCAGUUUGUCGAAUGGUCGCGCGAAUGACCGUUCGGAGGAUCCUGUCAAUAUGUACAUAUGUGUAAAUAUAUGGGAGAAUUUUGUACAUAUAAAAUUUGAUAAUUUAUCAUUCAAAUACAAUAUGUUUCUUAUAGUGUUUUAUACUCUAACUCCUCUGUAAUAUUAAGCUAAGAAAGUGCCGCUGAGGAUUUGAGUGACUGUGUGCAGGUGGCUGAACACC
Molecule: messenger RNA, 2003 nt
Organism: Lampris incognitus (smalleye Pacific opah)
Lineage: Eukaryota; Metazoa; Chordata; Actinopteri; Lampriformes; Lampridae
Gene: cbx4
Product: chromobox homolog 4 (Pc class homolog, Drosophila)
Exons: 5
Coding region: 126-1775 (549 amino acids)
Biological process (GO): negative regulation of DNA-templated transcription
Source: RefSeq, a predicted model, not a curated record